CUCACUCUGCGCGAAACGAACAAGAGCCGCGCGUCCGUACAGCGGUUCCGGCGGGCGGCCAGUCUCGAGGAUCUGUUGGACCGAGACGACGACGAGGCGUCCAGUCACGAGAAGACCACCACUAGCAGGAAGUACACGAAGCGGAGCGGCGGGGGCGGGGGUGGUGGCAGUGGCGGCGGCAGCGGUGUCGUCAUCGCUUCGAAAAGCGACAGGUAUCGGAACGCCUCCCGGGGCAACGACUCGAUGAAGCGGGCGCGCAGCGUCGAGACCUUGAUGAGAUACAACAGCGUGACGGCGGACGAGGCGACGAGCGCGCGCCAAGUUCCGGUUGCACGACCAGCGACGAACGGCAUUCGCCAGGAACCGGUCAACGACCACAUCAUACUCGUGGAUCGCACAUCCGUGAAGAUCGAGAGUCGCCUAGGCGAGCUCGAUCGACCUAAGCCGGUCAACAAGCCCAAGAGGAUCAAGCCGGUUCUGGCGGAAACGGAACGACCGCCGCCGGAUCUAGUCAAGACCACGAUGAGGAUCUUUGAGAACUCCGCGAGGAAGCUGAAGCCCAAGGGCGAGGUGGCCGCGAAGGUCGCUACCUUCAAGACCAUCAACGACACGUUCAAGGCACAGACGCAGAAAAAGCUGGUGCAGAAACCGCCGUUGCAGCCGAAGCCAUUCGUCAACGGCGGGACGCGUCCCGUAGUCCCCGGUUCCCCGAAGAAGAUCGUACUGCCGCACAAGCCGACCGCGGAGCUGAUCGAAACGCAGGAUGGCAAAGAGGAGUAUCACAUAGACGGAGUUAUCACGGAGCCGAUCGCGCAAUCGGUAUCCUCGGUAGUGAGCAAAUUCCAGCAGAUCGAAAAGUCACACUCACCCUCCCCGUCGCCGGAACCCUCGGCUUACAAGCUGAAAUUCUCCCCAGCGAACAGCCCGGAACCACCGCAGACGUACAAGUCCAAGUCCGCCGCUCUGGAGAUCGCCGUCAAGUCGCCACCCGUAACACCGGUGCUCUCGCCGAGGAUCCUGUCGCCGAGACUGCAGAGCCCAACGUCGCCUGUCAAGGACAGACAGAGUCCGUCCUCUCCCGUUAAAGACGCGAUUCGCAUUCAGAUUCCGCAUUCAGGUCCGCUUCAUAAACCACCACUCCCGAGUCCGGUCCGGAGUGGCGAAUCCACGAAGACGGAGUCGGAAUCGUCCAAGGUUAUUCGUCCGCAGAUCGAGAAGGAGAUUCCGAGAACGAGCGUCGAGUGUCCUCCGCAGACCCGCCUUCCAGAAUUGUUUGUCAACAACGUGGAAUGGAAAGAAGACGUGAAAUCGAACCGCAUUACGUUCAACGAUGGAGAGAAGAAUGUCGACGAGGAGAUCGUAGACGGGCCGAGAACCAUUUCCAAGGCCGCCCUGGACAACAUCAGCAAGGCCGGCACGACGAUGCAGUUCAACUUCGACGACAAGUCCACGGGUGACAAGAGUUAUCUACCUGGUUUGAAGCAAAACGGACAAAAAUCGGUGGACGAGUCGAUGCCAGAGGAGGAGGAGGAGGAGGAGCAGGAGGACGAGGACGAGGAGGACAGGAGCAAGGUGAGUGCACCUGCCAGCGUCACAACGGACUCCAAAGCGAUGUCAAGAUUGCAAGAAAGGCUCGAGGCUGAAAAGGUGGAGAACGACAAUAGGGAUGUCGUCGGGGAGAAGCUGAUCGCGCCGGAAAAUAAACUUAUCGGGGCCAUCUGCAGCUUGGGCCUGAUCAAGACCGCGACAACGACAACCUCGUCGUCGUCGUCGUCGUCGUCGUCGUCGUCGUCGUCGUCGUCGUCGUCGUCGGCGGCGGCGGCGGCGGCGGCGGCGGCGGUGACGUAUUCGCAGGGCAACAACGAGGCGAAGACGAUACGAUGCCAGCAAAAGAGCGAAUUCUCACCACCGCAGAAACAAAUCGGCAUCAUACGACCGCUCGUCUCCACGAAGACACAGCAUCCGCAGCAGAAUCUGAGCAACCGCGAGCUCGAGAAGAAUCUGAUCAAUCGGGUCAAGAGCAUCGAGCAGCCGACCAAAGUGGUGGUGAGCCUGAAGAGUGCCGACGAGAUACAACCUGCGAAAAAGACGAGUGCCGGGAGCGGUGGCGGCGGUCUUUGGGACACGAAGCCAUGGAAUCAGCAGAACAACACGAUGGUAUUCAACUUCAGCAACCGAAAGGACGUACCGGAUUACAUAGAGAACGACGGCCUUAUCAUCAGGAGAAAGCGGGAGAAGCCGAAGGUCGGCGAUGGUGGCAUUAUAGUGCUCGACGCUACUUUAGACGCAUCUACGACCGACGAUUCCGAGUGGGAAAUCUCCGGGGGUCCACCGUCACCCUGCGACGUGUCGUUUCUCAACGACAAUGUUCUCAUCAACGGACGCAGCAAUCUCUCGAGGACACCACGAAAUCAUAAGCAUCGAAUACAGUUCGACGACACCGCCACUCGCACCUUCGAGUACCCCAGCGAGGCGUCGAUCCUCGAAGGCGAGACCAGCAGCGUGGACGGCGAGACUUCCGGUUCCGGAUCCGUCGCCGGCGAGCCGCAUUCCACGCCGAGCAACAACAAAAUCUCCUCGACAACCAGCUCGUCAACGACGAGUAUGCCGUCCCUUCUCGGUGGAGGUGGUUUAGCCAGUUAUACUCCUAGCAAAGUGGAUCUGACGUCGGAAGGUUUCGAGCUGGGUAUUACCAGAGCCGUACCGAUGGUAGUCCCCGCUUCAGCAACGACAACAACAACCGGCCAAACCGAAAAUGCGAGCGAAGUGGAAUACUUGAGACCGGCCCAGGACGCAGGUGCGUGGGGCUCGGAGACGACCGGCGAUCUUCUUUAUUGAAAAGAAGUGCAGAAUGACUCUUUACCGUUGACAGCUCAAUGUCCUUCUGUAGCAAUAGAACGAACGAAUGAACGAAACGAGAAUGAAGUCUAUAAGGCUAACAAGUAUUCCUUUUCUUUUUCUAGCGAGAUAAUCAAGCAAGAGACUACAAACUCAAAAAAAAAAAAUCAAUAUAUUAUAACGAAUUUUAAUGAAGGAAGGUUUAUGACAAAUGCUCACACAUCUAUGUAAAGCGAAUUUUUCAUAGAAAACAGGUUUAAAUGUUCGCGUUUGUGAUCGGACGUUAUGUUGGACCACAGAUGAAUUAUCGUCAAGUGCACAUAUUUGCAAUUAAAUUAAGAAAAAUCUUUUUUGAAAGAAAUCAAAAGUACAUUUCUCCGCUCACGAACGCAUCGAAAGCGAAGUUUAUUUAGAUGAUUAAGUAAGAACUAACAGUAUCAUUCCAAGUAUAUGCAUUUACUUUGUAUCGUUAUGCUAUAUCGAAUCAGUGGACUUUUUCUACACGAUGAAUCAUCUCGAAACUGCCAAGAUAGAUUAUACAGUGCUGCUUUUUUUGUAAUAGCACUUGAAAGGAAGAGUCCAGCGACUGAUACUCUAUUGCUUAGAGAAAGAAAGAUAAAAGGAGCAUAUCAUUUUUCUGGCAUAUUUAUAAGAUAGAGGAUAAAUCGACGAGAGAAUCGUGAAUUUUGUAACCUUUUUGAGAUUACUUUAAUGCUAAGCUGUGCGUGUUCAAGCUGCCAGUAAAAGGCCAGAGUUUUAUGUGAGUUUUUUUGUAGAAAAAAAGGGAGCAAGUGAUUGAAUGUCUUUGAGAUUCAAUUGGUGAAGGAAAAAAAGUUCAGGAUAAACAGCUCGAGUUUAGAUUUGUAAACGUUUUUGCCAAAGUAGAACAUAAGUCUACUUAGUUAUAUUUAAUAAUGUAUAUGUACAAUAUAUAUAAGUGUUCCAGUUCGACGAAACUGUAAGAAUUGUAAAUUUCAGAGCACAUCGUCAUUUGUACCGAAUGUAUGGCAAAUCAUACUAUGCCUUGCAAAUGCGAAAAUAAGCCAUUAACAGUGUAUGCGUCUUUUCAUAUUGAGUUUGCAUUUAAUUUCCAAGAAUCAUAAUACAUAAAACUAAUAGCUUUCCAGCAUAAGAGGAAAACAGCGAGUUUAAUAUUAGUUAUUAAUUUUAAGCAAAUUGAAUUUUGUAUAUACUAAAUUAUUAUGGAUCUUGCAGAGCCAUCCGAGAUCCAAGUUAAUUGAGUCACGAAAGUUCGAAAAAAAAA
Pogonomyrmex barbatus (red harvester ant) is the source of this 4102-nucleotide messenger RNA. RefSeq names its product protein phosphatase 1-binding protein bifocal (gene bif). Gene Ontology annotation, cellular component: nuclear membrane; rough endoplasmic reticulum membrane. The record is from RefSeq and is a predicted model, not a curated record. Gene Ontology annotation, molecular function: microtubule binding. NCBI's taxonomy places the organism in Eukaryota, Metazoa, Arthropoda, Insecta, Hymenoptera, Formicidae. Gene Ontology annotation, biological process: chemotaxis; neuronal signal transduction.